CACAUACCGAGGCAGGACUUUCUAGCAAGACUGCAUUGUAGCAAGGAAACCGAGCAGAUCAACAUCCUGGCUGAGUUUGGGAUACUCACAGCAGUACUAUAGUCAGUAACUUCUCCAGUUCUUAGCAAAGGAACAGCUUGAUUGCAGAAACAUUCUCGAAGGAUUACUGAGCAGCUAGACGGCAUACAUGCUUUAGAUCUGAGCUCACCAGCUGGCUUGAAAAAGCUCUACUCGUCCUUUGAUCCCAGCUAGAGCAACAGAAAUACGGCCAUUCCUUCAGUCGGGGUUUAGUGUCCUAAAGAGAGAGAGAUCAGUGCCUCUGGAUGCACCAUGGUGGUGCAGAACAAUCUGGACACUGGGGAUGCUAGGAAAGGGAUCCCGCUGGAGCCAUUUAUCCACCAGGUUGGAGGCCACAUGAGCAUGCUCAAGUAUGAUGACCACACUGUCUGCAAGCCCCUGGUAUCCCAGGAGAGGUGGUUCUACGAGUCACUCCCUACAGCGAUGAAACGAUUCACACCUCAGUAUAAAGGUAUUAUUUCUGUGCGUCUCAAGAAGGACAGCAUGGGCAAUUUGAGCCUCAUAGCCUGCUCACAGACAGAUAACCACAACUCCUUGGAUAAUACCUCAAAGGAGUGUUCGAAGUCGAUAUGGCAGAAGCUCAACCAGGCAAACACCAGCAAUAGCGACCACACGUUUGUCAAAUGGAAUCAUGACUCACUCACAAACACCAUCCAGGACAGCUGCCAAGGAAAAGCCCUCUUGCAGACAGACCUCCAAUACCACAGAGAUGUGCCUGCGCUUAUGAAGGAUGCCAAUGGGAACCAGGCAGAAAAGAAAAACUUUAAUCCUUGGGGACUGCACUGCCACAAACAGCAUUUAAACCGCAUGUCUUCCAAGCAUAAUGAGAAUAAACCUCAUCAAUUUCUAUUGCUUGAAAAUGUGGUAUCCAAGUAUAAGUAUCCAUGCAUUUUGGAUUUAAAGAUGGGAACCAGGCAACAUGGUGAUGAUGCAUCAGAAGAGAAGAAAGCACGGCAAAUAAAGAAAUGUGAACAGAGUACAUCAGCAUCCCUUGGAGUCCGUAUUUGUGGCAUGCAGGUUUACCAGGCAGACACUUUCCAGUACCUCUGCAAAGAUAAGUACUAUGGACGGAAACUCUCACCUGAGGGCUUCAGGCAGGCCCUCUACCAGUUCCUUCACAAUGGAAAUCGUCUCCGAACAGACCUUGUGGAAUCCAUUGUGUCUCAGCUGAAGGCUCUGCUAUCUGUCAUCAAAAAACAGACUUCUUACCGAUUCUACUCCAGCUCACUUCUCAUAAAUUAUGAGGGACUAGAAAAGCCAAUGCCCUCAGACAAUCACCCUCAGGGGCACUGUCAAAAUACCAACUGCCCCGUUUCAUUUGGAAACAGCCAUCCUAAAGUUGAUGUCCGCAUGAUAGACUUUGCACAUACAACCUACAAGGGCUCACAGUAUGAUCAGACAGUCUAUGAUGGACCAGAUCAUGGCUAUAUUUUUGGUCUAGAAAACCUAAUAAAGAUUAUUCAGAGCAUCCCAGUGGGAGAAUGACAACUGCUGAACUGACAAGAGACUCUAUGGUUGUAAAAGGCAAAAACCUGCACACUGAGCCAAUAGUCGAAAGCCCCCUCCAAGUAACUGCAUCACAUGUACUGUUUGGGGAGGCUAAAGUAGAUGACUUGUGAAGAAAAGCUCAGAUGAUGCUACAUGCCACAGCAGAUUGGACAAUCCAUCAUAUCUGUGAUCUGUCAGAUUAUUUUCCUUUCUGGUUUUAAUGUUGUCCAUUGGUAUCAGGUAAGAGCUAGAAGAAAAUGCUACUUGAAAGGAAUUUUAGGAGACAAGGGUUUGUUCCUCAAGCACCAUUUAGACUUGCAAGGCCAACAGGGGCCAAGCAGAUACUGUGUUCAUGAGAAGAAUUAUGUAGCUAGGCUGGCAGGUCCUUAAAAACCUGCAACUUUACAUUUUAAUUCAUUCAGUUUGAUGGGCCAAGGACUUUCAGUUACACAAUCAGAUGACAACCAUCCUUCACAAGCUUGGUCACAAAAGACUGGCACUUCAAAAAUGCAACUGCCAAUUAAUUCUUUGAUCCUUUGUACACCAUGCCGGUGUGUGUGGUAAGAUAUUCUCCUGGAAAUGUACAUGUCAGUCAAAAGGAGUGAGUGCAAUAAAUGCCAAAAUCAGAAGCCGGCAGAUGUCAGCCAGCUCCUCCCAGAAUAAAGUAGGUCUUUGAUGGAAGAACUGGAAAAGGACUUGUUACACAGAAGGUUCUAAAUUUGUGAAAUGGCAGUCAUGAAGGGUUGACACCAUGGCAUUUUAUACUGGAGACAUUCUGUUUAAGGAAUGAGACAGAUAUGAGUGCACAGAUACCAGGGUGAGUGCCCAAGUCUCAUCUAAAAGUUUUAUAUUAUAUUCUGUGCAUGUAUAUAUGCGUGUGGGGAAGGAGGGGCUGCAUGCAUGAACAAAAGUCACAAAAACUUCACAAAAUGUUUACAAAUGGACUGUUGUAAGUAUGAAACCACCAAAUAGUAGAUUCCUUCCUAUGUCACAUGAAACCUGUUAGAAUGCUUUUAAAUAUAGAAUAGAGAUAUAAAGCCCAACAACAAAUGGGAUUGUCAAGCUGUAAAUAAAUUACAUAUGCUCUGUAAAAGA
Messenger RNA from Varanus komodoensis (Komodo dragon), 2661 nucleotides. RefSeq names its product inositol hexakisphosphate kinase 3 (gene IP6K3). The record is from RefSeq and is a predicted model, not a curated record. Gene Ontology annotation, biological process: inositol phosphate biosynthetic process; phosphatidylinositol phosphate biosynthetic process. The transcript has 6 exons. The coding region runs from base 331 to 1563 and encodes 410 amino acids. Lineage: Eukaryota; Metazoa; Chordata; Lepidosauria; Squamata; Varanidae. Gene Ontology annotation, molecular function: inositol hexakisphosphate kinase activity. Gene Ontology annotation, cellular component: cytoplasm; nucleus.